CGUGAUAAAUUUCGUGGAAUCAACGAAGUACAGAAUUUGGUCGACCUGAGUGACUUUGUCAUAUUGCUACUGGGUCUCAAAACGCUCUUAUUCCAUUCUGGUCAAAUUGACCCUUCUAUUCCAAUGUGUUCUACCACACAGGCUACCUGGAGUAUCUGAUGAUACCCGUCUUAACUAGGAUGUGAUACUACCUGGACACACCAGGAAGUUGAUAACUAGGCUAAGAAGUGAGUAUGGCCGCUGGUACAUCUCACCUGUUGUCUGCUGCCAUCGAUUUCGGAACAACAUUUUCCGGAUAUGCCUUCUCAACUACAAACGACUUCAAGUCCAGUCCCCAAAAUGUAGCAUCAGUGACGUGGUCGGCAGGUUCAGGCUGUCUCCAGUCCCUUAAGACAUCGACAUGUGUACUGUUCGAUCAGAAUGGCGAUUUCCAUUCAUUCGGUUUCGAGGCAGAGGAUAAAUAUAGUGAUUUAGCAUAUGACAACCUCCACAAAGGCUGGUACUACUUCAGGAGGUUCAAGAUGAUCUUGUAUCAGCAAAAGGAACUAAACAGAACAUUCCAUAUCAAGUCCCUUGAUGGCAAGACGAUGUCUGCCAUGAAGGUGUUUUCCUCUGCUAUUGGUUACCUGAAGGACCAUCUUAUUAACACGUGUAAAUUGCGUGGGGCGGACGUACGGAUGGACGAAAUUAUUUGGGAACUGACAGUGCCUGCAAUAUGGAGCGAUCCCGCAAAACAGUUUAUGAGAGAGGCUGCAUUAGAGGCAGGCAUACCAAACAACCAAUUACAGUUAUCGCUGGAACCCGAGGCUGCGUCGUUGUACUGUAAACAUCUCCCUGUAAAUGUGAAAAGUGACCAGUUCACGGUAUUCAAAAGUGGAUAUAGAUACAUGGUAUUGGACGCUGGAGGAGGAACCAUCGAUAUCACUGUCCACGAGGUGGAGCCUGGAGGAACCCUUCGAGAGUUAUACAAAGCUAAUGGAGGAGACUGGGGAGGAACAAAUGUAGACCUUGAGUUCGAACGUCUGCUUGCUGAUCUUUUGGGGUCAAAAGUCUUCGAAGACUUCAGGAAAGAGUGCGUGCCUGACCUGCUGGAAAUGUAUAGAAGUUUCGAGGUCAAAAAGAGAUCGAUUCAGGCAACAGGCGAUGACAAAGUUACUUUCACGGUUCCUAUAAACCUACAGGAGACAUUCAAACGGUUGAAUCCUGGAGCUGACCUUGGCAAAAUGAUUGAAAAUAAUCCGAAAUAUUCAAGAGAUGUAACAUGGCGUGGAGACAAACUUCGUAUGUCUGCUAAUCUGACAAGAUCUCUUUUUAAAACAUCUCUCGACAACAUUACUGGCCAAGUGAAGAUGCUUCUGCGACUUCCAGAAGUGUCCGGUGUUGGUGCAAUCUUGAUGGUAGGAGGUUAUUCCGAGUGUCCACUUCUGCAAAAUGCCAUAAAGAAUGCAUGCCCCAAUCUUCGGAGAAUUGUCCCAGGAGAUGCAGGAUUAGUUGUCCUUAAAGGUGCCGUUAUAAACGGCCACACACCUGCCACUAUAUCGGAGCGUGUUUGCAAGUACACGUAUGGCGUUAGGUGCAGAAGAACGUUCAUAGAGGGUUUCCACAAGGAGGAAUACAAAAUCAACAGUGUCAGAGGAAUAAAAUGUAAUAAUAUUUUCGAGGUACAUGCGAGAAUAGGAGACUUGGUCAAGAUAGGACAAGCAUGUCAACCAUUUAGACAUGUAGUCGUUUCCGAAAAACAAAAGAUUAUGAAAAUCAGAAUUUUUGCCUCAGAUGAAAAAGAGCCAAUCUACGUCACCGAUGGAGGUUGUCAAAAGCUAGGAGCUAUCGUCAUUGACAUGCCAGAUAUAACAAACGGACUUAAAAGAGGAAACACUGUGAGUAUGACGUUCGGAGGUACUGAAAUCGAGGUGAAUGCAGUAGACAUUGAAACCGGCAGAAAACACCGAGCAUUCUUCGACUUCUUGGGAUAAAUGACCGAAAAAGCUUGCAUCGCCUUCGUAAACAAUAAUUGUAAACGUAAGGAAAGAGUGGUGUUGGUAGAUCUAAUUAACAAGUAAAAGCAAUGAUUGUGAAGCUCAACGGCGGCAGUCUUCGCGAAAUUCUUAGGAUUAGAAAUUAGAAUGCCUAAUCAAUUAUGCAUUUCAUAAUCAAACACCGAAAUACAUAUACGGAGUGUAAACAAAUCGUUUUCUGAAUGUUCCAGUCAAAAUAUUCUCAUUUUUGUCUUACAAAUCAACUAAGUAAUAGGGGCGUGUAGUAUUUGCUAUAGGCUGCUAGGCAAACAUCCCAGGAACAGAUACCCGACAAUUUAACGAUUUUGACAAGUGAUUUCUUUCCUUUUAUCUUAAUUCUUGGCCUUAUGGUUUAUCAGAAAAAGACGUUUUAUACAUGAAAUAGAUACACACAAAAAAAAAAAAAAAAAA
Pecten maximus is the source of this 2426-nucleotide messenger RNA. RefSeq names its product heat shock 70 kDa protein 12B-like. Lineage: Eukaryota; Metazoa; Mollusca; Bivalvia; Pectinida; Pectinidae. The record is from RefSeq and is a predicted model, not a curated record. The transcript has 5 exons. Bases 234 to 1973 code for a protein of 579 amino acids.